ACUUAGAGCCCGAGCGGAGGCGGUGCGGAGCGUUUCUCCUCUCAGCGGCUCGGGAACCAGUUCGUGGUGCGGGGCUGCGGCUGAGCCUCUAGAUAGAAGGCGCAAGAGGUUGGCAGCUUCGAUUGAAGCACGUCGGGCGUCAAGAGCAGCUAGAAGUCAUGAGCGACAGCGGCGAGCAGAACUACGGCGAGCGGGAAUCCCGUUCUGCUUCCAGAAGUGGAAGUGCUCAUGGAUCUGGGAAAUCUGCAAGGCAUACCCCUGCAAGGUCUCGCUCCAAGGAAGAUUCCAGGCGUUCCAGAUCAAAGUCCAGGUCCAGAUCUGAAUCUAGGUCUAGAUCCAGAAGAAGUUCUCGAAGGCAUUAUACAAGGUCACGAUCUCGGUCCCGCUCCCAUAGAAGAUCCCGUAGCAGAUCUUACAGUAGAGAUUAUCGAAGACGGCAUAGCCACAGUCAUUCUCCCAUGUCUACUCGCAGGCGUCAUGUUGGGAAUCGGGCAAAUCCUGAUCCCAACUGUUGUCUUGGAGUAUUUGGAUUGAGCUUAUACACUACAGAAAGAGAUCUAAGAGAAGUGUUCUCUAAAUAUGGCCCAAUUGCUGAUGUGUCUAUUGUAUAUGACCAGCAGUCUAGACGUUCAAGAGGAUUUGCCUUUGUAUAUUUUGAAAAUGUAGAUGAUGCCAAGGAAGCGAAAGAGCGUGCCAAUGGAAUGGAGCUUGAUGGACGUAGGAUCAGAGUUGAUUUCUCUAUAACAAAGAGACCACAUACCCCAACACCAGGAAUUUACAUGGGGAGACCUACCUAUGGCAGCUCACGCCGUCGAGAUUACUAUGACAGGGGAUAUGAUCGAGGCUACGAUGAUCGGGACUAUUACAGCAGGUCAUACAGAGGAGGAGGUGGAGGAGGAGGAGGAUGGAGAGCUGCUCAAGACAGGGAUCAGAUAUACAGAAGACGGUCACCUUCUCCCUACUAUAGUCGUGGAGGAUACAGAUCACGUUCCAGAUCUCGAUCAUACUCACCUCGUCGCUAUUAAAGCAUGAAGUUGAAGACUUUCUGAAACCUGCCCUAGAGUUGGGAUAUUGUUUGUGGACAAUAUUUUUUAUUGUCUCCUGUUUAAAAAGUGAACAGUGCCUAGUGAAGUUAGGUGACUUUUACACCUUUUAUGAUGACUACUUUUGGUGGAGUUGAAAUGCUGUUUUCAUUCUGCAUUUGUGUAGUUUGGUGCUUUGUUCAAAGUUAAGUGUUUUCAGAAAAGUAUGUUUUGCAUGUAUUUUUUUACAGUCUAAAUUUUGACUGCUGAGAAGUUUCUAUUGUACAAAACUUCAUUUAAAUGGUUUUUCUACUGAAUCCAGGGUAUUCUGAAGAUCGAAGCCUGUGUGUAAAAUGCUACCAAAUGGCAAAAAGCAACAAUAAAGUUUGGUUUUUACUUUUCUUUCUAACAUAUCAAUGGUUAGCAGAACUGUUCAGAAUAGACUGUCAGUAGUAAAUUCAAGACAAAAAUGCCCAUUUUCCUCCAGUCCAUAAAACAUACCAUACUUAAUAUACCUGCAAUUAAGUGAUAAAAAUUAUGCUCUGUAACUCUAUACUGCUAGUAUUAGACCUAAAGAUCUUUCAAUACAGCAAAUGCUUAAUGCUUAAUAUAAAUGUGAAUUUGUCAGCGUUUAUAUAUAAUCUGUAUUAUAUAUAGCAGGGAAUAAGAUAAGAGUUACACAAUGAAUGCCUUUAAAAGGCUAUUUCUUAAAGCUGUUACAAGGGGAUAAUGGUAUUUCAACUAGUUAUCAGCAAGUGACAAUACAUUCCACCACAAAUGUACGCUUGUUCUUCUAGCUUUUAGAUUAUAUGGAAAAACUGGGUGCUUCAGAGUUUGAGAAAAAGAGAAGGGAACACUACACCUGUGUUGUGGAUGAACUGAAGACUUUGCCUGUUCAUUUUUUAAAUAUUAUUUUCAGGUCCUUUGCUUACCAAAGGAGGCCCAAUUUCACUCAAAUGUUUUGAGAACUGUGUUUAAAUAAACGCAAAUGAAAAGAGUAAAA
Messenger RNA from Kogia breviceps (pygmy sperm whale), 2025 nucleotides. It is a transcript of the gene TRA2B, whose product is annotated as transformer 2 beta homolog. Gene Ontology annotation, cellular component: spliceosomal complex. Lineage: Eukaryota; Metazoa; Chordata; Mammalia; Artiodactyla; Physeteridae. The record is from RefSeq and is a predicted model, not a curated record. Gene Ontology annotation, molecular function: RNA binding. Gene Ontology annotation, biological process: positive regulation of mRNA splicing, via spliceosome.